Pogona vitticeps (central bearded dragon) is the source of this 4249-nucleotide messenger RNA. Lineage: Eukaryota; Metazoa; Chordata; Lepidosauria; Squamata; Agamidae. The record is from RefSeq and is a predicted model, not a curated record.
AUGUGUUAUGUCUCCAUCAAUUUGAAACUGGCGUAUAGCCACCCUGAUAGGACUUUCAAGCUCAAUGAACAGCAAAACUGCGCUUCUCAUAAUACCCUCAGCCUCCCAGGAAAGACUGAGGCAAGAAGUGGGCCUCAGGCAGCCUACUGCCCUACUCAGCUGGGCAGUGGCAGAGCAACUCCUCGUCCUUGUGUCUUCCCAUUUAUAUAUAAGCAGAAAAGCUACUCUUCUUGCACCAAAGAUGGUGCGAUUGAUCUGAAGCUGUGGUGUGCCACAACGGCAAAUUUUGACAGAGAUCGUCAAUGGAAGCAUUGUGCUCCUUACGAAUAUGGAGGUAAUUCUGGUGGGCAAAACUGCACCUUUCCCUUUGCCUACAAGAAACGGACAUUCUAUACCUGCACCAGUGAAGAUGCGUUGUACGGGAGGUUCUGGUGUGCCACCACGGGGAGCUACGAAAAAGAUAGGAGAUGGAGCUACUGUGCUGACACCAGAUUAGCUGCAAAUUCUCAAGGACCUUGUAUUUUUCCUUUCAUCUACAACUUCAAGUCCUACUCAACUUGCACAACAGACGGAGAAGCUUCUGGGCGGCUCUGGUGUUCUCUCAGCAGCAACUAUGAUAUAGAUUCCAAACGGGCAUAUUGUGAGCCCUCAGAAUCUCGUCCUUGCAUCUUUCCCUUCAUUUACAAGUCAAAAUCCUACUCGGCAUGUACCACAGAGGGAUCUGCUGAAGGACAAUUGUGGUGUGCCACAACAGCUAACUAUGACAAAGACAGUAAAUGGAAACUGUGUUCCCUUCAAGAAUAUGAAGGAAGUUCCAAAGGUGGACCCUGUGUUUUCCCUUUUGUUGCAGAAAAACAGACAUUCUACACCUGUACCAAUGAACCUGCUAAGAACCAGAGGUACUGGUGUUCUACCACGGGAAGCUACGACAAGGACAAGAAAUGGAGCUACUGUGCUGAUACAAGAUUAGAUGCAAGCCCCAAGGGACCAUGUGUCUUCCCUUUUAUCUACAACGGCACAUCCUACUCAACCUGCACAAAAGAUGGGGAAGCCAAAGGAAGGUUGUGGUGCUCUCUCACGAACAACUAUGAUGUGGAUCUCAGGCGAACAUACUGUGAUCCAUCAGAAUCCCUUCCUUGUCGUUUCCCUUUCGUUUGGGGAGGGAUCUCCUACUCUGGAUGCACGAAAGAGGGAUCCACUGAUGGCCAACUAUGGUGUGCCACAACUGCUAACUAUGACAAAGAUACUAAAUGGAAAGCCUGCGCCCUCCAAGAGUAUGAAGGAAGCUCUGGAGGCCAGCCUUGUGUUUUCCCCUUUAUCUACAAAAACCAGACCUUCUACACCUGCACUAAUGAGACCUCAAAGGAUGGAAGAUUCUGGUGUGCUACAACUGAGAACUAUGACAAAGACCAAUUGUGGAGCUACUGUGCUGACACAAGUAAGACGAGUGGAGCUGUUAUGUUAACAGACAAUGCUAAACCCAAAGGGCCAUGCACCUUUCCUUUCAUCUACAAAAGAAAAACCUACUCAACAUGCAUAACAGAAGAUGAAAUCACUGGGAAACUGUGGUGCUCUCUGACCAGUAACUAUGAUGUGGAUCGCAAAUGGACAUACUUUUUGUCUGAAGCUGGCCCUGAGUCUGCCACUGCCCAAGCAGGGAUGGUACCUCAUCCCAAAAAGGGUGGGGUCUCUUUGAAUGAACCAGUGGAUUUCAGACUGAGCGCAGUGAUGGCUUCUUCUUUUAUUUUCUUCAUUUGGGCAUUUCUGCUACUUUCUGCUGCAUGUCAAGAGCCUCCCCCCUGUGUCUUUCCCUUCAUUUAUAGGGGCAUGUAUUACCCUUCAUGUACCACUGAGGGUACUGGCCAGGGUCGGCCAUGGUGUGCCACAACUGAAAAUUAUGAUCGAGAUCGCCAAUGGAGGCCGUGUGCUGUGACUGAAUAUGGAGGCAAUACCAAUGGACAGCCAUGUGUCUUUCCCUACCUAUAUUUGGGCCGUGCUUAUUAUACGUGCAACACAAAAUUUUCUAGAGGACGUUUCUGGUGUUCUACAACAGGAAGCUAUGAUAAAGACAAACGGUGGAGCUUCUGCGCUGAUACCAGGCUAGGUGCAAAUUACCCUACACAACCAUGUGCUCCUACUUUCACCUAUGAUGGCAAGCUUUACUCAGGCUGUACCACGGCUGGGAGGACCGAUGGGAAGCUCUGGUGCUCCCUCUCCAGCAACUAUGAAGUGGAUCCCAGAGGACUAUUCUGUGAGCCCUCAGAACCUGUUCCCUGCUAUUUCCCCUUUGUGUACAAGAACAAAUCCUACUAUUCCUGCAUCAGAGAAGGGCCAUUAAAGACACAGCUCUGGUGUGCCACAACACCAAAUUAUGACACGGAUAGCCGAUGGAAAGCAUGUUCUUCACAAGAAUACGGAGGGAACUCUAAUGGCCAGCCUUGUGUCUUCCCCUUCACCUACAAGAACCAGACAUUUGAAACCUGCACAAAUGUGGAUGAGAUGACUGGAAACUUCUGGUGUGCCACUACAGAGAACUAUGACCGGGACCAAAAAUGGAGCUUCUGUCCUGACACCAAUCUGGGAAGUGCUCGCCCUCCAUUGGCAGAGUGUGUCUUUCCUUUCAUCUACCGUGGCAAGUCUUACUCAGAUUGUACAGAAGAGGAUUCAGUUUCUUGGAAGCCCUGGUGUUCUCUCACCAGUAACUACGAUACAGAUCGGAAGUGGAAGUACUGUGAGCCUACAGAUUUGCAAAACCAAAAUGCAACUCUGAGCAAAGGAGUAGUGGAGACUUAACAAAUAUCAGCAAGACAACCCAUGUGUUUGAUGAACAUAAAAUGACCGUUUCUUCAGCCUUUCUCAGCUGUGUUCCUUGGACUUGCUCCAUGCCUAUCCUAUGCCAUCUGCUAUAUAAAUAUUGUGAAACUAAAUCCAUUUGAUUCUGUCUGCAGAUUACCAAAACAAUCAACCAAUUUCCUAGGUAUAUGAGACUCCCACAAUUUAAACAACUAAGAACAAAGCCUUUUAGACCAGUGGCCAUUACUGUUUACUCUUUGCCUUGGACUCCACUUUAGCCCAGAUCUCUGCAGAUUCUUCACCCUCAACAGAGUACUUCAGAAACACCUAUGGUGCCUUCCUACCUUCUCUAUUCUGUUUUACUUCCAUGGAGAGUGCUAUGUGCUGAAACAAACUACUGCCUUCCUUCUCUGGUCAGCUAUGUAGACCCUUGGUUUGUACCAGGGGUGAAUAACAAGGGUCUGGCCACCCACAUGUGCCCCAUGAUCCUCUCCCCUCCUUUCAUUCCUUACUAUUUUUCAAGACCACAACCAUAUCCACCAUUUGAAGAACCAUGUUGCACAAAUUUGGUGGCACAGCAACCCCUCUUCCCUUCCCCUCCCUGAAGCUAAGGUGAUUUUCUGGAAUGAUCCACCAUAGCAUGGAGAGGUACCAUGGCACGUCCUUGUAUCAUAGAAAGCCAGGGCAAUAACUGUUAAAUUUUGAUCAAUUUGCUUUGACUCCAGAAGUUGUGGUAGUGUGAGCUGCCAGAUAUUGGUAGCAGAAACAGUGGUGGUGAAGCCCCUUAUGCAACCUCAGGGGGGAUGUCCAAAUGUUCAGAAAUGGUUUCCAGUCUCUAUGGUUCAGCAGAAGGACUAAUGAAGGGGACGAAGUGGUGCCUGGUGAAGUUUCCAAAUCUAGGGUAGGGUGAAUGUGCCAGUUAGCAGUGCGGGCAAGGGAUGAUCCCAUACUAAGAACAUCCCUCCAUUACCCAUAGUUCUUAUUCUUUCUCUUGUUUAUCAGCACAAACAAUUUGAAGGAAAAAGAGCAGAAUACUGUAUAUGGCUCAAAUCUGAAACAUUCCAAUUUCACUGGAAAAAAGUGAUGCUGUAGUUUCAUUUGGCUUGAGUCAGCAUGAGGCUGCUUUGUCCUGAUGCCAGUUCAACGGACUCGUUUCCCCGUUGUUGUUCCUUGCAGUUUGAUAUUGACACAAGAUAAAUGAUAUUAACUUUUGUACAAACAAGAUACAAAUUUCUGGUGAUUGUUAUGGUGAAUGAGUGGCACAGACGCUCUAACUGCAUUCUUGUUUAAUAUAAUAAUAGUAAUAGUUGGACGAGCUUUUAAAACAGUCAAAGAAAUGAUGAUUGCUAACCAUCUCAUACAUGGAGAAUGGAAAUUCCUGCCUUCUUCUCUUUGUAGAGAGGAAGAAACUGAUCACAUGUUUUGCCUUCAUCCUAAAUAAAGUCUAUCUUUGCAA